Molecule: messenger RNA, 1086 nt
Organism: Pleurotus ostreatus (oyster mushroom)
Lineage: Eukaryota; Fungi; Basidiomycota; Agaricomycetes; Agaricales; Pleurotaceae
Exons: 1
Coding region: 1-1086 (361 amino acids)
Biological process (GO): canonical NF-kappaB signal transduction
Source: RefSeq, a predicted model, not a curated record
AUGCAGCAGGUACACCCUCGCGCUCGUGUUCAUCGAUCGAAGACGGACGGUGCUGCUGCAAUGGGGGGACACCGACACGCCGCCCACCAAUACCAGCACGCUCGGCGUACCGAGCCAUCCCCCCACACCCAUACGCAUUAUCCCGCCGAAGAAGCGGGCAUUUCCAGUCCCUGGCAGCAUAUGGCCCAAAAUUACGCGUGGGUCACCGAGCAGGAGUUCGUCAAACACGAGAAGCAGACGGGGAAGAAGACGAACAAGUGGAUUUUGGAAGAUGAGAUCCUCAUAUCUGAGCUCCAUGCAGCCGAAGGGAAAGGAGCUUCGGGGGGGAAGGCACAGACUUCAUACCAUCACGCUGAAGUGAACUUGAAGGGGAGUAGGCCCCCGCUACGAAGACAAUACGCGUACCCUUGGCCGGCUGACGGUGAACGAUGGGAAGAAGUGCUAUGCGCUUACGAGAUUGAGGCAGACCGGUGGAUGAGGGAACAAGAGCAGGCACGACGGCUGGCUAUGGAACGAGAACGUAUAAAGAAUCGAGUCCUACAAGAGGAGUACAUACGGAGAGAGGCAGCUCAUCAACGACAACGACAGAAGGAAGCAGAGAAGCGACUUCGCAUGGAAGAAGAACGGAUGAGGCGACUUGCUGCCUUGCGCGAGCAGGAACGGAAGGAACGCGCUCAAGCCGACAAGGCUACAGUCGACGCCUGGCGCGAAUACGAAGAGCGAUGGAAAGCUCUUGCGUCGCAGACCGAUCCUCUAAACUUCGCCUCGAUACCCUGGCCUGUCGUCUUGCCGCCGACAACGCCGACCGGGAUCACGUCUGCGGCCAUUGUGCUGUUCCUGUAUUCCCCCUUGCACUCACCAGGCCAGUCGCGGAAGGAUCGGAUACGGCACGCGCAGUUGCGCUGGCAUCCUGACCGUUUCCGAAAGGUGCUGGAACGUGUUGCGGAAACAGAUAGAGAGGCCGUCGAGGAGGGCGUGGGCAUCGUCGCGCGUUGCCUAAACGACCUCAUGGCAAGAGAGGCUGUAGCCUCGCGCCACCAAGUAAGCCUUACUCCGUCUCCACUGUACACGUCCUUGCAAUACUGA